AGAAUUCUUUUUUUUUCAGGAUAAUAUUAGGUUCAUACUCAGGAUUCUAUGUACAUAUUUUUCAUGAUGCCUUUUCAAAAAUAUCACCAAGUGCUCACCCAUUUUGGCGCCACGUAGACUGGCGUGUUUGGCGGGGAACAAUCGCACGCUACGGCACUGUGCACAUAUCAACACACAUUUGUGUAACUCUGUUAAAAUUUUAGAGAAAUCUCAACCUUUCGAGCAUUCAGAAAGUAAUGAUAUUCACCACAAUACCGAAUGCAAUAGUUCUUCGGAGUAUUUAAAAAUUAUGAAUAGUUUGCAUUCAAAAACUGAAAUAACAAAUAAGCAAGCCAGACGAUAUAAUGCAAUAGAAAAAGAUAUGUGUGCCUUCGAGUACCUAACUACAGGAAACGCCCAUUAUGAGUAUUUACGAUCAAACAUGGCGACAAUGUCCAAGAAAACGAUUCAAAGGCACAUCAACGAGAAAACCAUACACAUCAAAGAAGGUAUCAUAGAUGCGGAGGGUUUAAAAGCGUAUUUAAUUAAAUACGGAUUUCCAUUAGCUGUUGUGUUAUGCGAAGAUGGAACAAGAAUAACCUCUUCUACAGACUAUGACUACAACGCAGAUUCAAUAACCGGACUCGUGGCUCCGAUGGAUUCGAAUGGAUUGCCUGUGAGGAAUUUGUUUAAAGCGAACACCCCUUACAAAAUGGCUAGCGACUUAAAAUCCUAUCCAGUGGGAAAUUAUGCCUACGUUCAAAUGGCGAUCCCAUUGAGCAAAGAAGCCGCUCCCUAUGUCAUAUACCAUGCCUGCUCUAAUAAUAAAUUUAGUUAUAAUGAUGUCCUCAAUCGUUGGAAUUACACAGAAUCUCUUUUAAAAAGUCACGGUAUUACUGUUUUGGCCAAUGCCUCAGAUGGCGACACAAGGCUAAUGAAGGCUAUGCGAAUUAGAGCCGGAUUUGAUAGACCAUGCACACCGUCUCCAUGGGGACCUUGGUUCCGAGUAGACUGGUUCAGUAAAACUCCGAUCAAUGUCCAAGACAUGACUCACACGAUCAAUAAGCUUAGAAACCGCAUGCUGAACGGCGAUAUGACGAUUGGAAAGUAUAAAAUCAAGAAAGAGCAUUUGAAACAACUUAUCGAAAACCACAGCAAAGACAAGCAUGGAUUGUGUAUGUCGGAUAUAAAUCUUAAAGAUAAAAUGAAAUUCGACUCGACGGAAAAGCUUAUGAAACUGGACUUAGAAUACUUCAUGACGCAUGUGCCGAACAGCAAGGGUACUGUGUUGUUUAUAGACCUUAUGCGGCGCAUGUAUCGAUCAUUCGACAAGACUGAACAUCCAUUUCUCGAACGUAUCGAAGAUAUCUGGACCAGUUUAUUCAUAGUACGUGGAUGGAGGAAUUUCUGUAAACAAAAAUACAACAACCUGGCGGAAUGCAUAACGCCAAACGCGUAUCACUGCCUUGAGUUAGAUGCGCAUGCACUAAUUUUAUUCAUUUGCAUAUGUCGCGACAAUAAGGUUCCAGAACAAUGUAUAAUUGACUAUCUAUCCAGCCAGCCAUGCGAGAAAUUGUUUCGAGAGUUAAGAUCUUUGUCGUCAACACAUCAAACAGUAGUUAACUUUUCCAUAAAAGAAUUAACGGAGAAGCUAAAGAGGAUAUACAUGACUCGAUGUAUUAUGUAUGAAAACCGCGAUCGCAUCAGCUACCCCUAUAUCGACGCCAAACAGCAUAACCAAUCUUCUCUUGCUCUACCAUCUAAUGAUGACAUCAUCAGGAAAAUUGAAAAAUGCAAAACCAAUGCUGAACAAAAUUUGUUGGAAGUUGGAAUUGAAAAGGCAAUGAUUGAUCUAAAUGAUUCAGUUUGUAAUCAUGCAAUAGUUCCAAGAAUAGAGUUCGUAGGAAUAGAUGAGAGUUUCGAAGAAGAAGUAGAAGAAGAAGAAGAGGACGAAGAAGAUGAUGUAGUAGCAGGAACACCAGAAACACAGUUCGUAGGAGUAAAAUAUUGUUUCGAAGGUGAGAAUGUCGAGCACGAAGAUGUUAUUCAAAGUAAGGAACUGGAGGAAGCAAACUGUUGUCAUCAAAGUGAUGAAUUUCAGAAUAUUACGUUAACGAACACCUUAAAUGAGGAUUUAAGACCUGUGUAUGAUGCGAACAAAGUGUUCACCAACUGCGAGGAAUUAAAUAUUAAGAACUCUGUAUCUGGGCAGAAACAUACGUUCAGGAUUUCUGAUUCUAAUGGUCAAAUUAAAAAUGUGAAAAAAUCCACAUUGUUGUGGAUGCUGACCGAUGGCCGAAAUAGAUUAUCAUCGGACAGAAUGAGAAGAUUUCAGCAAAAAUGAUGUUUCUAUUGUUAAGGACAUAUAUCAGUGCAUUAGUUUUUUGAAUGUUUUAUUCAUCAAAUGUUGUUAGUCGAUGCUUGCUUUUAAUCGCCAACUUUUAUUAUGUAAGAUUUUAACGUGCAAUAAUUGUUUAUUUUAUUUUAAAAUUCAAAUAAAAAUUCUGAAAAGUAAACAGCAUGUUUCUUGAACAAUUAUACAUUUCACAAUUAUCGCUGAAAAAAGACCAGCUCUGAUACGUUAGAAAAGAUGUUAAUUGCGCUAUGUCUUCGAAAA
Messenger RNA from Aedes aegypti (yellow fever mosquito), 2596 nucleotides. RefSeq lists its product as uncharacterized. Bases 290 to 2323 code for a protein of 677 amino acids. The transcript is spliced from 3 exons. The record is from RefSeq and is a predicted model, not a curated record. Lineage: Eukaryota; Metazoa; Arthropoda; Insecta; Diptera; Culicidae.